Messenger RNA from Mesocestoides corti, 1233 nucleotides. NCBI's taxonomy places the organism in Eukaryota, Metazoa, Platyhelminthes, Cestoda, Cyclophyllidea, Mesocestoididae. The record is from the annotation of a GenBank genome assembly.
AUGCCAUGUCAAUUGGGCCUUCCCGAGGCAGAGAAUAUAACAACCCAUUUAGACGGAACUACUCGCGGUCUUCUUGCAGGUCCUCUUCUCUAUCACCGUCUAGAUGUCUAUGUUGGAGCUGACAUAUCCCUGAAUUCCCCAGGCCCUUUCGAGAAACGAGCCCCAAACACCUUCAUGGUUUUCUCAGCAGCCAAUGGUUCCUCAAUUUCUACUUACGGACAGAAAUCCCUCACACUCGACUUAGGACUCCGACGACAAUUUCGUUGGGUUUUCAAUAUUACAACCGUGACUCACCCCAUCGUAGGCGCUGAUUUCCUUGGACACUUUAGUCUACUCAUCGACCUGAAGAACAAGCGUCUAAUCGACACUCUAACAAAUCUAAAAUUUGCAUUCCAAGUUCCAGAAUUCGAAUUCCUGGGACACACCGUCUCUGAUGCAGGCCUAAGGCCUACCGACAUUAAGGUGAAGGAGAUUCGAGAAUUUCCGGAGGAAAAGUCCAUCAAUCAACUUCGACGUUUCUUGAACAUUGUUACUUUCUACCGUCGAUUUCUUCCCCACACAGAUCAGACCCUCCUGCCUCUGACCAAUUUACUUAGAGGAAGCUCGAAGAAACUAAUAAUGACGGCAGCUGGUGCAGUUUUACAGCGAACCGUCAACGGAGUAGUUCAGCCGCUAGCUUAUUUCUCAGUCAAGUUUAAUGAAGCUCAAAAACGUUACAUCACUUUCGGUCGUGAGCUUCUGGCUACCUACCUUGCGGCCAAGCACUUCAGAUAUCUCCUCGGAGGUCGGCAAUUCACGAUCAAUACCAACCACAAACCGCUGGCCUUUGCAAACCGUUGGGGUUCCAAUCUUUUAUCAUCAGGAGAAUCAAGAAACUUGGAUUACAUUUUACAGUUUUCAACCGACAUUCGUCAUGUCAAGGGCGAGGACAAUGCAGUAGCCGACGCACUCUCUAGUUCGCACAUCGACGCUGUAAACACAAGUACACAUGUGGAUUUCGAGGACAUCGCGAUCGCUCACCCAUCUAUGAUGAAGCUUUCAGAGUGCUCAGACGAGAAGAAACGACUCUCACCGUCAACCACAAUGGAGAUAAGACAUCCCCUUUUUCACAGCAUGUCAUCAGCCGCGCAGAUCCUCAAAUCUCUCCUCAUUAGCACGAACGACUAUCCUGAAUUGUCCUCACACCUAGAUCUCCAUGUCAGCACAUUUAUGACUCGCACAUCUGAGCUAUAA